GAAAAAGAAAAAAUUGUCUUAUUCCUCUCUCUAACAUUUUGGUGUGUAUUGGAGCUGGGGUUUCCAAUCCCGUGGCUCAUCAAACUUCAAACCUCAAAGUUGAAAUCUUUGGGCGAAUAUGGCGACUGGGAAGACGGGAAUAACCAGUUGGUUCCAGAAGAAGAUCACCGAUCCUCUUAUCUCGAUUCUCCGAAGAGGUGCUGAGCCCAGUCAGCUGGCUUUCUCUGCUGCUCUUGGAAUUACAUUGGGAGUAUUUCCUAUAUGUGGUGUCACUGUAUUCCUCUGUGGGAUCGUUAUUGCAUUGCUUGGCUCAAAUUGCCAUGCCCCAACUGUCAUGCUUGCAAACUUCAUUGCAACUCCAGUAGAGCUGAGUCUCAUUGUACCAUUUUUACGCUUUGGUGAAUUCAUCUGUGGUGGACCUCAUUUCACUUUAACAUCUGAUGCUUUGAAGAAAGUUCUUACUGGCAGAGCUUCACAUGAAGUCCUAUUAAGUAUUGCUCAUGCGCUAUUAGGGUGGUUAGCUGCAUCACCUGUUAUUUUGGGAGCCCUAUACAUAGCACUUGUACCAUGCUUCAAAGUUCUGGUCCAGAAGUUCUCAUCUGUUCCUUCAAGUCCAAAGAAGCCGCUCCUCCGUCCACACUCAGAAGUUAGGCUGAAGGAGAUUGAGCAAGACAAAGGCGAAUGAGUUUAAAGCCGUCAGUGUUUCAUUGAUAUGCUAGGGCCUAUACUUGCAUUCCUCCAAGAUUAAGAACAAUAAAAUGAAGUCUUGUAGAAUAAAUAAGUCUUAACCAAAUUAAAUCCAUCAAAAGAGGAUAAUUGUUGGAGAGGAAACUCUUUUUUGGAGUACAAGUUAAGAUAAAUUUGUUUAUUCUAGUUUUGAUGUACAGUGAAUAGUGAUAUAGGCUAUUAGAACUUGUGUCACAUUACGCGCUCUCACUACCCCAAUUCGGGUAAUAGAGAGUACAUAUAGUUAAUUGAUUCCCUUCGUUACUAUUC
Molecule: messenger RNA, 996 nt
Organism: Arachis duranensis
Lineage: Eukaryota; Viridiplantae; Streptophyta; Magnoliopsida; Fabales; Fabaceae
Exons: 6
Coding region: 119-685 (188 amino acids)
Cellular component (GO): intracellular membrane-bounded organelle
Source: RefSeq, a predicted model, not a curated record